AUGUACAGCUGUAACUUUAAUAAUUUAGAUAAUGUUUUUAAAAGAUUUAAGGUGGUAGAAUUUCCUAUAUCGUUUGUUGGACUAUCCACAUCCCAAGUAUUGGACGUCGAAAAUGAUUUAACUACUUGCGCAUUUCUGAAGACAAUAUAUGACGGAAAGCUCUUGAAAUUUGACGACGCUCGUGAAAUAUCUGCAUCGCAUAGAGCUUUUACCAUAAUUCCAAAUGAUGAUCGUUCUAUAGACAUUACUUUUACACCAAAAACUGAAUGCAUAUCUAAAGCAAAAAGGAGCAAGGAAUUUGACAACAGAUUUGUUUUUGACCUAAGAUUAAUAAAAAUAGAUGGAAGCCGAUGCUGCUAUAAUGAAUUGCAUUCAGAAAUUGGCAGAUAUUAUAUAAGUGGGCAAUUUGAAUAUUGCAAAAUAAGUCAUACGCCUGAAAUAGUUAAUUUUGGAGAUGUAGUGAUCAACACACGAACAACUAAAUCUAUUAGAAUUUGGAAUGAAUCUAAUCAAAUGUCUGCCAGGAUGAUGUAUAAACGAGUAACAGGUUUUGAAGUAACCCCACAGAAAUUUAGUGUUCCUCCAAAUUCUUCUCGGAAAGUAACAAUUUCAAUAAAGCCUACAUGCCUUAAGUUGAGCAACAAAAUUACUUUUGAAAUAAGAAACCCUCAUGACAAGUACGAGAAACCGUUACAUGAUGAAGAGGAAAUCGAUACAAAUUUUAUUGAAUAUACAGUGAAAUUUAAAUUAAAUGUCAUUUGCCAAAAGAUAACAAUAAAGACAAAAUUAGAAUCACUUCAUAAAUUACACGAUGUAAACCCAGCGUAUACGUAUACAGGGUCUGAAUUAGAAAAGCAUUUACAACGUAAAAACGUUGCUUUUAAGCAUUUGCAAAUUUCAAAAUCUUCGUAUGCAAAAAAGACUAUAUUUGAAAAAUUUAGCACAGGAAAAGAGAGGUGCUAUUCAUAUACAUCAGCAAAACCAAUUCCUAAUGAUGGAAAUUUUUGUAAAAAAAUUAAGGAAGAUAUUCUACCCUAUGAUUUAUUUGGAAUCGUCUUCGCGCCUUAUUGUUUAAAUUUUGGAAGAGUUGGUUUACUUACAUAUGGAGAACACGACUUAAUUAUUCAAAAUAAAACAAAGCACGAACUUAACAUCGAUUUUGUAAAAGACAGUUGUGUUCUCUAUGGAAACGAGAAAAAGAGAACUUUGAAAAUAAAACUUCGUCCGUAUAUCGAGAAAAUAAUAACGAUCCAUUGCUUAGGAUCUUUUGAAGGAGCACUAAAUGGAACAUUUGAUUAUAUCAUUAGUCAGAAAUACUAUAGAAAACACCCUUACAGCCUCCAAGUCGGGAACCCAAGUCUCAUGUUGUACGACAAAUGUUUAAAAUUUGGAAUGGUAACCGCUGAAAGUUUUGUAACUUCAGUACCAAUUAAAAUAUAUAAUCAUUUCAAUACUCCUGUUAAUUUUAAAUGGAAUGAAUUUCAUUCUGAUACACCAUUUGAAAUAUCACCUACUUCUGGCAUAAUACCUGAACAUUCCUGUAAGAUUUGUGAUGUAAUGUAUGUGUGUAAAGCUACAAAAACUAAAAGUCAUGAAGUGGAUCUCGUAUCGGAAGGGAAUCACAUUAAAAUAAUACCAGUGGAGCUGAAUGUCAUCACACGAAAACUAACAAUUAAAUUUUUACAAUUAGCCGUAGUUUUCAAAGACAUUGCCUUAAAUGUGGAGACAGUAGAAAUGGUAAAACUUGAGAAUUCAUCCCGAGAGAUUGCUUUAUUUCAUGUGGUAGAACCGUUAAUACCGGGGUUGAAAAUAGAGCCUAUGUGUGGCAUAAUUCGCCCUAAAAUGAUUCUUAACUUUGAAAUUACAGUAAAAAUACCUUGCAUUUUAGAGUUUUCAUUCGAUAUCUACGUUAAAAUAAAUAACAAAGAGAAUGUUAUCCUGCCAAUAAGUGGUAAUGUUGUUGAGCCGAAAAUAUUGAUUCAUCCAAAAAAUAUAUUUAUGUCCAGAGUUCCGUGUGAUAUGAUUACAUAUGUACCCGUAACUUUUCAAAACUUAAGUACCUUACACACAAUUGUAGAAAUACUUGAUACCGGUGAUGAAAAUAUAUUCAAUGUAUAUACGGCAGUAGGAAAUGAAAAAAAGAGACUGUUUGAAUUUUCAAUUGAAGGAGGACAGACGAAAACUGUGUUUAUUAAAAUUUGUGAUGUUUUUCGACGAGAAUAUGAAAUGUACAUACCUUUCAAAAUAAAUGGCAUACUAGGUCCGCCCUGCGAAGAUACUUCCUCAACAGAACUUCGUUAUUACAUUGGUGAACAUGAAAAAUGUUAUGAAAAUAAUUCGAAGGUCAAAUUGAAAACAGUUAACAAAGAUAUAAGCUAUUGUCGAUUGACUGGUGUAAUUACCGUGCCAUGGAUAAAUUUUUCAGUGGAUGAAUUUGAACUAAGUUGUGGCACAAAUAAAAGCGCCCAAUUAGACUUCACAAUGACCAACGUGUCUAAGUACAAUUUAUAUAUUACUAUUUUAACUGCGAAGUUGUCUCCAAUUUUCACGCUAGAUUUACAUACCGACGAUAGCCAGUCAAUAAUUAACGAAACCCAUAUCAAAUUUGAAUUGGACCGAGGAAUGAUAGCAAAUUUUACUCUAAGCUUUCACCCUAAAAGCCAUGGACGAUUUGUGUCUGUAGCAUUAUUAUAUCUGGAUAAACAAAUGACGAUACCAUACUAUAAUUUAACUUUUAUUGGAAAAAAACAGACACCUGAUAUGGUUCCAAGCACUCACAGAAUCAUUUUUCCUCCAUGCCACCCUAUCGAAGAAACAUCUCGAGACAUAACCCUCCGAAUAGAAGCAAUCUCAAAUAUCGAAGACUUUUCCUGUUGUUCGAAAGAAGAACCAAAUAUUAUUGUAAAAAUUAUAGAAACCGACAUUAUAAAAGAAUAUGAUAAAAGUUAUACUGUCGCUACCGUGAAAAUCACAGCAAGCUGUAAAGUUUCUUACGCAAGAAGCAUGACACUUAACUUCAGCCAUAUUAGUGGUUCAUGUUGUGAUGUUGAAGUCAGUUUUUGUUUUACAUAUUGUCCCUUGACAUUACAUACAAACAAUUUUGUUAAACCUAAUGAAAAUCCAUAUCCCUUUUAUCCGCUUGAUACACAAACUGAACUUUAUGAAUACAUGGAGGCGUGUACAAAUUUUCUAGAGAAAUGGAUGUUUCAACAAGGAUUUAGAAGAGAUUUAUAUCCUAUAAUACCGGAUACAUUUCAUGCUAUUUCUACAGCCUUAUCAUCUCAAGGUGGAGGCACAAAAACAAAGGGGAUAAAUGUGUCCUAUUUAAAUUUUGUCAAAAGAAUCGCCGGCCCACUAAUGAAACACGUCCGUAAAAUAACUGUAACUGGUGUCGAUGAAAACUUCAAAAUUAUAAAGGAAAUUCACGACACUUACCGUGAAAUAAUAAGUUUACUAAGAUGCCGCGGUGCAAAUUUAUGGGUUCUUCAAGCAAAAUUUUUAUUAAGUUACGAACAAUUCAUGAUUUACUCUGAAAAUGUUACUCCGAAAUGCAAUGCUGAUAUCAUUCUAACCCAGGAAUUAAUAUCAGAUGUAACACUAUUCAAUAGACUAAACAAACAGAGUUGGAUUGAUUUUAUUUUACAAAGUUAUAAAGUUUUUGUAAUGGAUAGCUGUUUUUUCGAUUGUGUUUGCGUUAGUUCGCAACCCCGAGAUGUCGUGAAAGUUAUAAUUGAUUGGUUUAAUGAAAACAUAUCACACCAACAUAAUGCGCUGCGAGGGAAAGAUAAACCAGUAAAAACCAUAACAAACAUAACUACCGAUCUUUCGGACGGUGUUGCCUUUAUAUCUGUUAUUUUGACCUUCUGCCCAUUUAUGGCUAAUCAUUUUACGCUGUUUUGUGAGAUAAGUAAUACAGAUUCUUAUAGCUGUAUUAUAAAUAAUGCUUGUCUAGUUAUUGACGCCAUGAACCUUCUAAGACUUUAUUUUCCAAUAAGCAGUAAAGAUUUUUUACAACCAAAUUAUUUACUCAUGCUAUUUUUAUCAGUUCACUUAUAUGUUACAUUACCCAUGUUCACGCCUAGAGAUGCUGUUCAAUUUUACCCUCCACUUCUCAGAAGUUCUACUCGACAAGUUGCCAUAAAUCCCUCUAGUCAAGAAUCAUUAAUUUUCAAUCACAUAAUCCUUCAAAACACAAAGAAUAAUUUUACCGUAGAAAAAGCAUCUCCACCUGAUAAUGGUAAGAAAAUGUUUCUAAGCGUGAAAUAUAAUGCAAAUUUUGCGGAAAAGGAAACGGCCGUUCUUCUUGUGCAUGGAUAUAAUAAAACAAGAAUAUUUGACACUUACAUAGUAUUUAUACUACAUGGCUACAUAGGUUUAUUGAAUCCAAUCAGAAAGUGUAAAGUCACAGGACCGUUGUAUCGGCCGAAUAGAGUAGAUGUUCUGGUAGCUUCGCCUUUUGCCGUAACUGCAACGUUUAAACUAUAUCUAACCGACAUUGAACCCACAAUUCCAAUUGAGUACAAGGAGGAAGUAAAACCAAGGUUCUUUAUACGACGCCUGAAUCUUAUAGACAAGGAGAUUUCUCUGACAGGAUUGCCUAAAGAGAGUGGACAAGAAGUGCAAGAACACAAAUUGUAUUUACAAAUAAUAUGCUUAAGUACCCAACUUGGCAACUCAUGGGUUUGGUUUAAAAGUGAAAUUGGCGAAUUUUACAUAAAAAUAACAACCCAAGCUCGAUGGGAUUUAGCAAUUGAUACCCUACAAGCUAAAGUAAGAACCUGGCCCAUGGACCCCUGCAGCUGUGGCGAGGCCUGUGAAUGUUACAGAACAACAGUUUUAACUAUCCCACAUAAAAACGAAUUAAUGUUAAAGUCACUACGCUAUUCUUUACUCGAACAUGCCUCGGAAACAAUGAUGCAAGUAUAUGAUCAACUGAUAGAGACGGCUACCGGAAAAAUAAUUUUGAGCAUGUUACUAAGUGAAGGUGGAACAAAUUUAUCAGAUGUGCAACACAUCUUACGCAGUGAAAGCUCUUAUAGAAUCACAUCCCGCGCUCUGCUACCGCGUUUGGAUCGCGUCACUUUAUUGCAACAUACAAACGCUAUUCUAAUACUACCUGUGACUAUCCCAGCUCAGGAAAAGUCCGAAAAAUACUCAGUCACUUUUACUUCUGAUUGUGGAAUGGACAUACGCACAUACAGAAUACUGUUUAUUGAGUCGUCACCAAGUGAAUAA
Messenger RNA from Zerene cesonia (dogface butterfly), 5235 nucleotides. RefSeq lists its product as uncharacterized. NCBI's taxonomy places the organism in Eukaryota, Metazoa, Arthropoda, Insecta, Lepidoptera, Pieridae. The transcript has 5 exons. Bases 1 to 5235 code for a protein of 1744 amino acids. Gene Ontology annotation, molecular function: protein binding. The record is from RefSeq and is a predicted model, not a curated record.